UUGUACAGCACAAUGAAUUGAUUAAGUUGAAUCGGAUAUAAAGAAAGCACUCUCAAGAACAUAAAGGCAAACCGGCUUUGUUGUGACUUUCUUUGUUUCCGGUUUUCAACUGCGUAGUACUGGGUGCGAACUAAUCUACCAGCGGUCAUUAAAGUUUACAACAUGGCUGCGAUACUGGCGGUAAAUGGUUGUACUGUAGUAGAAAAUUUGCUACAAUUUUGCAAUAUUUCGAAAGAAAGGAUUCUCGUAGAGGAGCAAAAAGAGUUCACCUCACCCAAGGAGCCAACUUUGACCUUGAGUUCAGGUGAGACAGUAACUGGUGUGCAAACAGUUGGGGCAUAUCUCUCCAGAAUAUCGGCACAAAAACUUCUUGGAAGGUCAGCUCUGGAGAGAGCUCAAGUUAAUCAGUGGAUGGAGUACUCACAGUUGCAUCUGCAGUCUUCUCUUAAUGAUGGAAGUCUUUUCAAAGGAGCGUUAAGUUAUUUGGAUAAAUCUCUGUCUAAGACAGUAUAUCUGGUGGGCUGUCAAUUAACACUAGCUGAUAUCAUGUUAUAUUAUGCACUUCAUCCUCUUAUGCUGGAGCUCAGUAUCCAGGAGAAGGAACAAUUUAUUAACCUUUCAAGAUGGUUUAAUCAGGUGCAGUAUUACCCUGGAGUCAGACAAUAUUUGCCUGAAGUAUCAUUCUUACGCAACAUGCUCUACAGUUGACAUUGCAGUAUAUCAUUUUCAUUAUGUGAACUGAUAUGUAUUUUACUGUUUCUGGUAUUGCCAGAAUUAGGCUAAUUAUGACUAAAUAAAUUUACAAAUUAUUUUGUCUUUGAAUGUAGUGCUAUUCUGUAUAAUACUGUAGAAUGAGAAGAAAAAAAAUUAUAGUCAAGAUUUGUUCUAUUUAAUUUUAUUGGCACAUUUCGUGGUGUGGUGCUUUUUUGUCGUAAUAAGUUUAAAAGAGAACUAGAUUUGAUACUACUGCUCUGAUCUUCUUGCAGAAUUACUAAAAUAUGUCUUUACUAAUUCAGACUGGCAGAACAAUCUCAAAAUCGCACAGGUAGUGGUAAAUACAGACAGUGAUGAAUUAUUUGUUUUUGUUGUUAACUUAGUGAAUAGGAAGGAAGAAGAAGAAGAAAACUUUAUUUAACGAGGGUAAAAACACAUUGAUUACUGGUCACCCCGUAGUUUUCAUAAUGGCCCUCCUACAAUUAAGAGUAAUAAAUCGUAUUGAUUAAAUUAAUUAAUUAAUCAUCAGAAUAAUCUACCAACUAAAUCUAUAUAAUGAACAACUAAUAUAAUGAAUUAAUUAAUUAACUACUAAUAAAACUAGAAGGUUUUACAAAUCUUAAAAUGAUCAAUAAAGGAAUUCUUAUUACGGUAAA
Stylophora pistillata is the source of this 1370-nucleotide messenger RNA. Its product is annotated as eukaryotic translation elongation factor 1 epsilon-1. Gene Ontology annotation, biological process: positive regulation of DNA damage response, signal transduction by p53 class mediator. Gene Ontology annotation, cellular component: cytoplasm; nucleus; aminoacyl-tRNA synthetase multienzyme complex. NCBI's taxonomy places the organism in Eukaryota, Metazoa, Cnidaria, Anthozoa, Scleractinia, Pocilloporidae. The record is from RefSeq and is a predicted model, not a curated record.